CCUGGCUUCCGCGUUACUCGAUCAGGGAGGAUGCCGUGGGAGACCUGAUAUCCGGGAUCAGCGUGGGGAUCAUGCAUCUGCCCCAAGGAAUGGCCAAUGCCAUGCUGGCGGCAGUCCCACCUGUGUUCGGCCUUUAUUCAUCUUUCUACCCGAUACUCGUCUAUUUCAUCUUUGGCACAUCCAAACACAUCUCAGUGGGUACGUUCUCCAUCCUCGCCAUCAUGGUCGGCACUGUGACGGAGGACGUGGUCCCGCCGAGCGAUGAGGCGGACACAUAUGAUGUGAACGAUACGGAUAUGAUCAGAGUGACUGUGGCGACCCAGCUGACUUUCUUAUGUGGUCUUUUACAGAUUUUGCUGUUUGUGUGUAGGGGUGGAGGUGUGUGUCGCUGGCUUUCCCGGCCCUUGGUGAGAGGCUACACCACUGCAGCAGCUCUCCACGUUACUGUCCAUCAGCUGCCUUUACUGACAGGCGUGUCCACAGACAGACACAGAGGCUUCCUGGCAGUGGUCUGGAUGUUUGCAGACGCUGUGUCUGGAGUGGUGAAAGCAUUGCCUGGAACCCUGGUUGUCUCCUCUGUUUCCAUGGUGACGCUGGUGGCGGGAAAGGUGCUGAACUCUCACUUUAAGAGCGUUUUACCUAUGCCUAUUCCAUGGGAGUUAGUGCUUGUUAUUGCGGCAACAGUAGCGUCAGUCCAGUUGGACUUGUCUAAUCGGUAUGGUGUUCAGACAGUGGGCACCAUACCCUCUGGUCUGUCUCCUCCUUCUUUUCCGUCCCUCUCUCUCUUUCGGAGUCUCCUCCUGCCCGCUCUUGCCCUCGCUGUGGUGGGCUUUGGCUUCAACGCUUCCCUGGGAACCAUGUUUGCCACUAAACAUGGCUACAGUUUCCAUAGCAACCAGGAGCUUUUGGCUAUGGGUCUCUGUAACUCGGUUGGAGCGGUUUUCCAGUGCUUUGCCGUUAGUUGCUCCAUGUCACGCAGUAUGGUACAAGAGAGCACAGGUGGGAAAACUCAGGUAUCGGCUCUUGUGUCUGCUCUGUUGAUUCUGGUCAUUCUGCUGAAGUUUGGAGUUCUCUUUGAGCAGCUUCCUAAGGCUGUUUUGGCAGUCAUCAUCCUGGUCAAUCUACAGGGGAUUUUUGCUCAGGUCAAAGAGAUUCCCCAAAUCUGGGCCACUGAUAUUUUAGAUCUGGCAGUGUGGGCAGUGACACUAGUCUCGGCCCUGGUCUUUAAUCUGGAUUUUGGGCUGGGUGUUGCUGUGGCCUUCUCUCUCCUCACAGUCAUCUUCAGAAUCCAGCGGCCCAGAUGUGCUGUGCUAGGACUCAUUCCAGAGACAGAUUGUUACAGAGACCUGAAUUUGUAUUCUAAGGCGAGGCAGAUUCCUGGAGUGACCAUGUUCUCUUUCUCCGGCCCUCUCUAUUUUGCAAACAGUGACCUGUGUUUUAACUCACUCAGAGAGGCGGUUCAGAGGCAGAAAGAGGAGAACACAGCACUGAAACAUUUUGUAAUUCUGGAACUUAGUGGAGUUACCUUCAUGGACUCUACGUCUAUCAAUGCACUGAAAACGGUGACAGAGGACUUUGAGGCCCAGGAGAUGGUUGUGUUCCUGGCAGCAAGCUCAGAUGAGCUGCUGGCACAGUUUCAGUCUCAGAAUUUGGUGCCAGACUGUGUCACUAGGUGCAGCCUGUUCCCCUCAGUGCAUCAUGCCGUCCUCCACUGCCAGAGAACACAGAGCCAGACUGAAACGGACCCGCAGGUCAGCGAGAUGUGACCCUUUGCGAACUCUUGCUUUACCCCUCAGGCCCCUGAGUGGAAGCGGAGGAGUUGAGCACCCAACAGCUUUAGUAUAGUGUC
This is a messenger RNA of Chanos chanos (milkfish), 1849 nucleotides long. RefSeq names its product solute carrier family 26 member 6, tandem duplicate 1 (gene slc26a6.1). Gene Ontology annotation, cellular component: membrane. Lineage: Eukaryota; Metazoa; Chordata; Actinopteri; Gonorynchiformes; Chanidae. Gene Ontology annotation, molecular function: secondary active sulfate transmembrane transporter activity. The transcript is spliced from 17 exons. The coding region runs from base 72 to 1766 and encodes 564 amino acids. The record is from RefSeq and is a predicted model, not a curated record. Gene Ontology annotation, biological process: sulfate transmembrane transport.